Cryptomeria japonica (Japanese cedar) is the source of this 648-nucleotide messenger RNA. Lineage: Eukaryota; Viridiplantae; Streptophyta; Pinopsida; Cupressales; Cupressaceae. The record is from the annotation of a RefSeq genome assembly.
AUGGGUAAAGUAUACGAUUGGUUCGAAGAGCGUCUCGAGAUUCAGGCGAUUGCGGAUGAUAUCACUAGUAAAUAUGUUCCUCCCCAUGUGAAUAUAUUUUAUUGCCUAGGGGGAAUCACACUGACUUCUUUUUUGGUACAAGUAGCUACCGGUUUUGCUAUGACUUUUUACUAUCGUCCCACCGUUCUAGAAGCUUUUGCCUCUAUUCAAUACAUAAUGACUGAAGUUAACUUCGGUUGGCUAAUCCGAUCGGUCCAUCGAUGGUCGGCAAGUAUGAUGGUUUUAAUGAUGAUCUUACAUGUAUUUCGCGUUUAUUUAACAGGUGGGUUCAAAAAACCUCGCGAAUUAACUUGGGUUACGGGUGUAAUUCUAGCCGUAUUAACCGUAUCUUUCGGUGUAACCGGUUAUUCUUUGCCCUGGGAUCAAAUUGGUUAUUGGGCGGUCAAAAUAGUGACCGGUGUGCCUGAGGCCAUUCCGUUAAUAGGAACUCCUUUGGUAGAGUUAUUACGCGGAAGUGCUAGUGUGGGUCAAUCUACCUUGACCCGUUUUUAUAGUUUACACACUUUCAUAUUACCCCUUCUUACUGCAGUAUUUAUGUUAAUGCACUUUCUAAUGAUCCGCAAGCAAGGUAUUUCAGGUCCUUUAUAA